Messenger RNA from Oppia nitens, 663 nucleotides. RefSeq lists its product as uncharacterized. The coding region runs from base 1 to 663 and encodes 220 amino acids. The transcript is spliced from 3 exons. Lineage: Eukaryota; Metazoa; Arthropoda; Arachnida; Sarcoptiformes; Oppiidae. The record is from RefSeq and is a predicted model, not a curated record.
AUGGCUAGUCAGAAUUGUGAAACAAACGAACUAGAUGAAUCGUCAUCGGGUCAACAAUUAAAAAAUUUACCACCUGAUAAAUUAAUGGAAUGCGAAGCUAAAAGCGAAUCGGCAAUAUAUAAACAAACAUGGAUAUUUCGCUAUCACUUUGAACAAUGCGAUGAUAUUGUAGAAGCUGCUUUUCGUGUAGCCGAUUAUGUACCCGAAAGGCGGAAACAAUUGACAGCAAAUGGUGAUGUCAAUGAAGAAAAUAUAUGGAAAGAUACGAUUAUUCCAAUACUUGUUGAAAAUCUUAAACAAGAUGUCGAAUUUAGAGGCGUAGUAAUGGAAUCAUUUGCAGCAAUUAGAAGUUUGACAAUAACCAUACAAAAAGCCUAUAACAUUGUUAAUGAGUGUAAAGGUAGUGUAGUUUCUAUUAAGAUUGCUCAGAAAAACAUACCAAAUGCUUUAAAAAGAUUGGACGAAUGCUUUAAUAAAGCAAAAAACUUAGAUGAUAGUGCUAUAAAAAAAUUUGGUGAUGAAAUUAAUACUAUCUUAAACAUUAUUGGUCCAGAAGCAGCAACAUUCAUGGAAGAAAUAGUAAAGUUACAAGCUGAAAUCAAUAAAUGUUAUGAAGAAAAAAAUAAAUUAAUGGAACCUGUUGCAGAGCUAGAAGGUCUAUAA